AUGAUGUCUCCUUCUUUAUUACACGGUCUUCUUACUGGGAUUCUGCCGGAUCAUUGUGAACCAACCUCGCCCUUCCUGACCGCCGUCUCCUCACAUCUCCACAUCUGCAUCCCCACUCCUCUCGCGGCGAUCUCUUCCGUUUUGGGAACACUCAGCAUCAUUUCAUGGCUCUUCGCGCAAUUACCGCAGAUAUACAAGAACUUUCAGCUACAAUCGACGUCGGGGUUAUCAAUCUUUUUCUUGGUGAUCUGGUGUUUUGGUGAUGCAAGCAAUCUCAUUGGAGCACUAUACACCCGACAGGCAGGUUGGCAGGUAGUGGUUGCCAGCUAUUACGUUUUGGUUGAUAUCACCCUGGUAUUCCAGUUCUUCUGGUACACCCAUUACAAGGCUCGCCGGAAUGGUGAGUAUAGCAACCUGUCAAAUUCGCAUAAUUCAACUCGUCGAGGCGUCAUUCAAGGCGUGCCUCCUCCAGGCCAUGAAUCGGACUAUCAGACCUCGGGCCCCGUCGACAUGACCACCAAGCAUUCCGAAUUUAAAGAUAUUGGUGUUCAGGCCGGGUCAGUACUCAAUUCAUUCCGUGGAAAGACUGCCUCAUACUCAAAUGAGAAACUCAGUUCCUCACGUCGAUCUAUACGGAUGGCCAGCAGCGCGCAGACCCCACCUUUCGCACUUCCUCGAACUAUGCUCAUCGCUUCACUUCUCUGUGCUGUAAUUGCCAAUGCUUCCCCCACCGAGAAACCGCAUCCACCUAUUUCCGACGCACCCCGAGAGGCUAUCGUCGAGGUCGUUGGUCGCGUCUUUUCCUGGAUGUCAACAAUCUUGUACCUUGGUUCGCGCCCUCCACAGUUAUACAAGAAUUACCAGCGGAAGAGCACCCAAGGCCUAUCUCCAUUACUAUUUUUCGCCGCUUUCUGUGGUAACCUAUUCUAUUCCAGCUCGCUGCUUACCAACCCGAAUGCCUGGUCUGACAUGUCCCCGUAUGGCGGCGGCGGUUGGGCCGAUAACCAUGGCAAUGACCGCUUGGAAUGGAUUGGGCGUGCCACUCCGUUCUUCCUCGGUGCUUUCGGUGUCUUGGGACUGGAUGGAUUCAUGGGUGUUCAGUUCCUCAUGUAUGGCGAUGGUCCAGAGCAAGAGGAUGACGAAAGUUUCAUUAGCGGGGAUGGGAAUGAUCGCAAGCGUGGCCGUAGUCGCUGGAGAAGCGUUCAUGGCUGGAUGCGUGGCUGGAUUCCCUCUGCAUCGCCUCUGAGGAAUUCGGGAGUUCCAUCGGCUUUGCAAGAGGGACGAGGUCUGUUAGGCGCAGAGCGCAGUCGAUACGGGGCUGUCUGA
This is a messenger RNA of Penicillium paradoxum, 1326 nucleotides long. RefSeq names its product PQ-loop repeat-containing protein. The transcript has a single exon. The coding region runs from base 1 to 1326 and encodes 441 amino acids. NCBI's taxonomy places the organism in Eukaryota, Fungi, Ascomycota, Eurotiomycetes, Eurotiales, Aspergillaceae. The record is from RefSeq and is a predicted model, not a curated record.